Molecule: messenger RNA, 1232 nt
Organism: Misgurnus anguillicaudatus (oriental weatherfish)
Lineage: Eukaryota; Metazoa; Chordata; Actinopteri; Cypriniformes; Cobitidae
Gene: smim22
Product: small integral membrane protein 22
Biological process (GO): regulation of cell population proliferation
Source: RefSeq, a predicted model, not a curated record
CCCCAUUCAAAGUGAACUGCGUCAAUUUGUUAAUUUUUGUAGUCUUUGGCUAAACCUCACAAAUGUGUCAUAAAACACAUUUAUUCAGUUUGGAUGUGAAAUAUUGACUGCUUAUCUAUACCAAUCGUGUAUUGUGCAGUAAUUAAUCUGCAUGAAACCAACUUAACAUAAAAACGCAGUUGACUUGACAGUUGGCAGUGUGUUUUAUGCAAUCAUCACAUCUUUGCGCUUCCGCAAUCUAUUUGAGCGAUCUGACGAGCUGCCCGUGACAGGUGUAGCGCAGUAACCCGGAAAUAAGAAAAGGAAAACAACAGUGUUGUAUUACCAGAAUACUUUUAUCAACAAAUAGGCAACUUUACACUGAAGUCAUGGAUAAGAGCGUUCAACAGGAUUUUGAGAACCAGUUCAAUGAUGUGGUCUCAAGGAUACAGUCAAAGAACUUCUUUCAGUCGGACUGGGACAUUGCCUCCUUUGCAGUUUUCUUCAUCUUUAUAGGCAUGGUCCUCUUGCUUGUUAUCUUGGUUCUUAUCCGCUGCUGUUGCUGCUGCUGUUGUGAUGAAAAGCCAAGAAGACAGAAGGUGGGCAUCGACAACAUGGGCAUGGAGCCGUGAUCUUCAAUGCAAAUCACACACAAUAAUACACUAGUUGAAUUAGUAAGUUACUAAUCAUACUUGCACAAGUAACUGGAAAUUGUAGAUACUUUCUUUUAAGGAUGAUAAACGUUAAACAGGUAUUUCCUUAUUAUGUCAAACAUCCAUUUAAUAUUUAGCCAGGGGUUGUUAAAUCAUACUCUACAGAAGUUGCAUACUGAAUGUUGCAUGCCAAGACAAAAACAUCUCUAUUGACAUUUCAUUUUGAAAGAAUUUGUUAAUCUGUAACCUAGUUAUCCCAGAUUCUACUAAGCCAACACUUUAUACUUUACUCAGCCAUAUAAGAUGUGUUGGAUUUCUAUUAUUCUGACUGAUAAAACUGAAAUGUACAGUGCACUUUGAGAUUUUUCAUAUUUUUAUAUUUAAAAAUUUGAAAUAGCUCACUUUAUUGAUGUAUAAGAAAAGCAGAAACUGUUGUAACCAAUGUUUUAUUUAUGGAAAGAUUUCUAGAGUGUACUACAUUAUUUGUAUAAAUUAAGACUUUGUAAGCCAAUGGUUCUCAAACUCUUUGGUGUGCGCCCCCCUCAUGUAUGGUGCCUUCCUUUGGGACCUCCCAAAGAAAAUUCAUGACAUAAAACAAAU